Messenger RNA from Staurois parvus, 366 nucleotides. The record is from the annotation of a GenBank genome assembly. Lineage: Eukaryota; Metazoa; Chordata; Amphibia; Anura; Ranidae.
GAUCACCAAUCCACGGAAAGAGCCGAAGAUGUCAGCUCGGUCAUGUGAUCAGCUGUGUCCAAUCACAGCUGAUCACUGAUCAUCAGAGAACUGAUGAUCAGUGUAGCCCCAGCAGUGCCACCUGUCAGUGUCCACCAGUGCCACAUCAAUGCCACAUAUCAGUGCCUACCAGUGCACAUCAAUGCCACAUAUCAGUGCCCAUCUGAGCUGCCUUUCAGUGCCACCUAUCAGUGCUGCCAGUCAGUGCCGCCUAACAGUGCCAGUCCGUGCCGCCUAUCCAUGCCAUAUAUCAGUGCUGCCUUUCAGUGCCCAUCAGUAAUGCCUGUCAAUGCCCAUCAGUGCCACCUACCAGUGCCUCCUCAUCAU